UUUCAUUAUUUGUUCAAAAAAGAAGCCCUGAAAAUAUAUUUUAUAUGUAGAUUAUUACAAGCGCUGGUUUUUGGUGGAUAGUGGAGUUCUAUAGAUCAAAAUACUUUUUUGUAAGAAUUUAACAAAGAUGUUUUUGAGCAAUUAGUUUUAAGUAUUGUGGCUAUUCACCUUGGCCUUCAGCAAGGCAAUUCAAAUAGAGCUGUUACAAAUGUGCUGAAAACACAUUUUAGAUUUUAAUGGUACAACUCAAAACUAACUGAAUUCUAUUACUACCGUGUCUGUAGUUGUGUGGUUUGAGUUUCACGUUCUUGUAGGAGUGUAAGGUUACUGGAAGGCACUGCAUUUGCAAAGGUGUAAGACCUGAGUUUUUACAAACUGUUUGAUGGCCACAGUAUUGAAGACAGUGAUGCUGAAGACAGUGAUGCUAUUUUGAUUCUGGGGCUAGGAUGAAUUUCCAGAACAGCAACUGCAUCUCCUUGGCUAAACCCCCCGAGCAACAGACAGUAAGGUGGGGGAGAAAAGGGGGAGCAUGUGUCCUUAUCUGAACAUGGAAGAAUGGAAAUUGAGACAAAUGCAAGACACUCUUUGCCACUUUACAGUGUCUGUACAAAGGGCGAUUGCAAUUUGAACUUGUGAGAAUGCAACAUGCUACACCUCAGUAAGAGGAGGUUGUGAUGGUGCAGUGUCUAAAGCAUCCGGUUUUAUGAAGUCAUCUUGCGAUGUUUGUAAUACAUCCAGAGUAACUUAGUCGCUGAUGUAUCUGAAUUUUUAAAAUUGUGGGAUUAGGAACAGCAAUAAUCUAGCCUAACCACUGAAUCUUAAAAGUGCAAGCAAACAGGCAAAAAAGCAAACCCCUGUCUUGUUAGUUCCCUGUUUUUUGUGCUAACAACAUACAUGCUACUUUUCAGUUUUCAGAGGUAGUUUUCAUUUCAAGUCCUUUAAAUAUGCAAAUUCUCAAUUGUUAACAUAGCUCCUAUGCUUUUUCUACUAUUUAUUCCUGCAGGCUGGCUGGAAAGCAGUAAUUCUGCUGUGUUGGCAGAAAAAUGGCUGUUUCAGCAUCUGUGUUUCAUUUUGUGCUGAAUCAAACAAUCCCUAUAAACCCUGUGUGGUGUCAGGUGAUUGCAGUGCGUGUUACUGUUAAGGGUGUCCUAAAAACAGCAGAAAAAGGACGUAUUGAUGGGGUUUGGUAUGGUCUAGUAGGCUGUUCCAUGCCAAAGAAAUGCCCUAAGCAUCUGGCUCUUAGAUAUUCUGAUACGGGUGACAGUGUCUUGAUACGGUGUUUUGUGAUAAUAUUUUCAUCUGCACAGUCAGCAUUUCCUAAUGGGAAAAAAGAAGGGGUUUGGCCAAACACUUCAAAUCUGUUCUAGCUUUUUCUCUCGCUAGAUACCAAAAUAGCAUACUUGGAGUAGAAGUUGUAACCGUGUACUCCAUUAUCUGCUUGUGGUCCGAGUAAUAACUUGGCUUGUGCUUUUCUACCCUUCUCAGUGGACAGGAAGAACAGUUCAAAGUAGGUCCUGAAAAAUUGCUGGGGGGGGGCAGCAUUUCUCUGACGUGUAAAGAAUUUCAGCUGUGGCCUUUGUAUGUAAAGCAGCAUGGAGGAGAUGCUUCCUUCAUCCUUACUGUUUGACUGGGAUUCACUGGACCUGCUGUCUCCAUUGCUUGUGGGAAGCUACAACCUGCUUAAUUCUUGUUCUUGUAUUUUCUUACUUACCGGCUCUGCCACAAGAUUAGUCAAUCAGUGAGGUUAUUAGCAGGCCUGUGAGAAAUUCUGCUUCCUGAAAAUGUUGCAUAACACGGUUUGGACAUAAAGUGUCAAGGGAGGAGACAAAAAGACAAAAAACAUGCUGCGGUGGGGGCUGAGGACACAACUGUGGCAAGAAGUUUGAGGCUGAAAGGCAGAGUGAGACUGGGAGCACCCAGCUGUGCGGAGCGAAGGGGACUUUGGAGAGUCUUCCUUGUUUUUUUUAGAAAAUGUCUUCCAAAGAGGACCCUGCAGUGGAGACGGGUGACAAUGAAAUACAUGAGCUCAAUCCUUCCGCAGUGCAAGCUCUUCUCCCGCAUGCAGGCAUUGAUUUUCACAAGCUUGUCAAAGACAUGGAGGCAGAAUUCCAGGAAAUCCGUGGACAGCUGCAGAACAGUUACAACCCUACCAUGAGAAACGAACACAACAGGUUGAAGUCCUUCUUGUCCUAUAAGUCCUAUUCAUCAUGGUCUUUGACGGAAAUGGCAGCGGCUGGUUUUUAUCACACGCUUGUUAAAUCCAGCAUACAGUGUUUUUGCUGUGGAUUAGUUUUAUUCACCACGAAGGUUAGGUGUACCCCAUACGAACAGCACAAGAAAUUUUGUCCCACUUGUGAAUUUGUCCUGGGCAAAGAGGUGGGUAAUAUUUCGAAGUACGACAUACGUGUUCAGAAGUCAGAGAAGAAUCCAGCAGAAGACUCCUACAGGUACAGCACAGAGGACGCGAGGCUGCAGACCUUUGACGGAUGGCCGUUCUAUGCCAGAGGAACAAAGCCUGAUUUGCUUGCCAGGGCUGGGUUUUUCUUUACAGGCAAGAAAGAUACAGUGCAGUGUUUUGCUUGUGGUGGAUGUCUGGGAAAUUGGGAAGAUGGCGAUGAUCCUUGGAGAGAACAUGCUAAAUGGUUUCCUGAAUGUGAAUUCCUUCAAAGUAAGAAAUCAAGUGAGGAAAUUAAAAACUACAUUGAAACCUACAGUGGAUUUGUUGGAGUGGUGGGGAAGGAUUUCACAGCUUCCUUUAUCAAGGAGAAUUUAUCUACUGCAACAGGUGAUCUUGUCUUGAACAUCUUUGAGGAUGAAGGAGUUCGGCUGGACUCUUUUAAAACUUGGCCAGCAGAAGCCCGUGUUGAAGCCACCGCUCUCGCUAAAGCCGGGUUUUUUUAUACAGGAGAAGGCGAUACAGUACAGUGCUUCAACUGUGCACGUUGCUUAAAGAAUUGGGAAGAAGGUGAAGAUCCUAUGGAAGAACAUGCAAAAUCGUUCCCAGAUUCCAACUGCUCAGAAGUACUUGGGAAGUCCCUGGAAGAGCAAGCAGAGAGCCUGUCGACACUGCAGGCUGCACAGAAAACUCCCUGUAAGGCAAAUCUUGAAGAGAAAGUGACCCUACUUUCUAUAGGAGCUGACAUGACAUCUGUUGAAGGUCAGUGUUUUCAAGAAGCAAGGAAAUUGACUGAACAACUUACAAAGGUUUACAACGAUAAAAGCUUCAGCAAAUUGUUUUCCUUUGGGAACUCAAACCAUUUGGCUAUUGACUUGAAAUCACUCUAUGGGGACCUAUCAGUUGUCUCAAAGGAUAUUAACGAUCAGCCAAUACAGCAGCUCUUUCUUCAUGAAAUCCUUGCGAACCUUAACUCUACCGUUGUGCUGGAAGGUGAAGCAGGAAGUGGGAAAACAGCAUUGCUCAGGAAAAUAGCCCUUCUUUGGGCUUCAGGCUGCUGCCCCAUUCUGAGCAGGUUCAAGUUUGUAUUUUAUCUCUCCCUGGCUUAUGCAAGAUCAGAUCAGAGUAUGGCUGAUAUUAUACGCAAUCAACCGGUAGGAUUUGUGGGACCAUUAACAGAAAAAACUCUGAGAGACGUAAUUCAGCCACUGAAAAACCAGGUGUUAUUUCUUUUGGAUGACUAUAGUGAGAUCAAUUCAGUGCCCCAACCUGUAGAAGAACUUAUACAAAGGAACCAUCUCUACCAGCAUUGUUUGGUUGUUGCUGUCCGUACCAACAGGACGAGAGAAAUUCGCAAGUACGCAACCACCACGUUAAGCAUUGCAGAGUUCCCUCUCUCCAGCACUCUGUAUGUGCUAAAGAAAUUGUUCUCCUACAAUAUUGACCUCGUGGACAGGCUUCUCUUACAGCUGCAGUUUAACAAGUCCAUGCAGACCAUUCUAAAGACACCACUUUUUGUGGUGUCUCUCGCUGCAUAUUGGGUACAGCACCCAAAGGGCAACAUAAUCAACAAUACGGUUAUUUUUAAAGCCUAUCUGCUCUACCACUUACUAAAAUACAGUGAAGAAAAAGAACAUGUCCUGGCUAUGCUUUCCUCGUGUGGUGAGCUUGCCUUAACCGGUCUUUUCAAGCCAUCUUUUGAUUUCACUGAGUAUGAUCUAUCUGAAGCAGAAGUUGAUGGAGAUGAAGCUGUUAGGCUGGGUUUACUGAGCAAAUUUACUGCCCAGAGGCUUCAUCCAGUUUAUAAAUUCUUUCACCCCUUGUUUCAGGAGUUUCUUGCUGGAAGAAGACUGAGCGAGCUCCUGGUUUCUGAUGAAAAAGAAAAACUGGAGCGAGGGCUGCAAUACUUGCAGCAAAUCAACACAUUUAGAAAAGUUGCUGGGCGCUACAAUUUUUUAUUGUUUUACGCUUGCAGCUUCUCUUCCCAAGCAGUCCCCCAAAUUAUAUCCUAUUUAUUUAAAUUGAUUGACUACAAGGAAUCAUUGGAAAGCCAGUCAGAAAAUGAUGAGCAUCUGGAGCACCAUUCAGACCUUUCAAUAAGAAUGUCCUUAAUUGACCAGUUAUGUUUUAUUGAUCCAAAAGCGCUUCUUCAAGUUUUCAUUGAGUAUUUACUGGACUUUGCUACUUCUGUAGUUUAUGAAAGUAAUACUGUCUCUGUGUGCGCCCCAAUCAUUUUUCAGUUCCUAAGAGGCAAAGAUAUUUCGUUCAGUUGUUUUUCACCACAAAAAUCUAAGCUGCGCUUUUUCCAGGAUUACCCAGAAUCGCUAUCUCUACCCAGUAGUUUUCAGGUUGCAGUACAAGGAAGUGAGCACAAACAAGGACUUAAUAUGUCUCAAAUAGGUGCUUGCUAUUCUUCACUGGAGAUGCCAACAAUUGACCGGGAUUAUGCUCCUGCGUUUACACGCUUGAAUGACAUGGCACAAAAAGUGAAAAAUGAAGAAGAAGAAAAUAAUAGAUUUAUUUCACUGAUAAGAAGACAUCUACCAGACUCCAUCGUGUGUCCUUUCCUACUUACAAAAGGGAAGAUGCCGCUUUUAAAGUGUAUGUUCAGAAACAUCAGUUCCUUUCAGGAAGCUGACCUCAGAAAUUUGAUGACACUGUUUUCUGCUUCGGAUUAUAUUGAACUUCAUCUGAAUAACAGUCCUGGAUUCAUAGAAGUCAUCCGACCUGCUAUUGAACAGUACAAGGAACAUUUUAAAAAAUGUAGCCUACAUCAUCUUAACUUGAGCCAAACCGAGCAAGAAUUACUUCUCUCGAUGUCUUUUGUGGAAUGUCUUGAGAUAGACGAAAAAGAAAUGCCAGAACUACUUUUUUCAAAUUUGGACAAAUUCAUCUGCCUGGAGGAACUGUCAGUGAGUCGAUGUGAGAACCGCAAUGUAUUUGAUACAAUACCUGACGGCUUCAAAAAUCUCCGUAACAUGAAGAAAUUGUUGAUAAGAAGAAUGAAACUUGAAAACACCUCUAGGCUGGUUGAAUUUAUUAAGAGCUUCCAAGACCUCUCUGUUUUUCACCUGGACUGCUCCAGCUACUUCAAUUCUGAAUCCCUUCUGGCAGCAAUUUCUUCAUGCAAGAAAAUAACAGAAAUCAAGUUAACUGGGUCAUUUUUGAGAGAUGGAGAUUUGCUUUCUUUAGGUGCUGCUCUGACCAAUUUUGUCUCUCUCAAAGUGCUGGAUCUUAAUGGGCAACAUUCUGAUGACAAGGAAGCUUGUGAAAUCUUUGCAUGCAAUUUAGGUGUUCUUCUUAACCUGGAGGAGCUCAUCCUUCCUGCAGGGAAGGGAAUAAAGUCUGCAGGCAAACUGAUUGUUCAGCAGUGUCUACACCUGCUGCACCUCAGACGCUUCUCAUUUACCCGAUGUCUGGAUGAUGGCAGCCUGUUGGAAAUAGCAAAAGUUGCAAAUUCUGGAGGUUUCCAGAAGCUUGAACAGCUCUCACUGUCAGUAAAUCACGAUGUUACAGAAACUGGUUGGAGAAACUUCUUCAAAACGCUUAAUAACAUGCCUGCCUUAAAAGAGCUGGACAUUAGCCGGAUGUUCACACAUCAGAUCAAAGCCAGUGCAUCAACAGUGACGGCUUUUGUCCAGUGUGUUUCUCGACUGCCUGAUCUUGUGACAAUAGUAAUGCUGGGAUGGCUCCUUGAUGCAGAGGACCUUAAAAUGUUUGAUAUCAUGAAGGAGCAGCAUCCCCAGUCCAGGAGCUUAAAAUUAUCUUGGCAAUGGGUUUUGCCACUUUCACCAAUUAUUCAAGACUAGAAAUGUUUCAAAGUGUUAGGGUUUGGGGUUUCUUCUCUUCCUUCUUGUAUUACGAAUUAUAUACCUGCAUUGCAAAUAAACACGUAUUUUAAAAUUUUUACCAGGAUGAAACAUGCCACUCUUUUCUACAGCAGGGUUAGGUUAAUGUAAAAGGAUCAAGGAACAGGAAACAGGAUUAAUGUAACUCUAAAAGCUUGACUUUCUUUGAAAAUAUGGUUAUAGAUUGUAUCUAAGUGGUAUCUUCCAAAGAAAAAUGAAUUUUGCUUAAAGCCCACUUAAAAUAAAUUAUUUCUACUCAGUUGUUUUUCUUGCAAUGAAAUCAAUUACACGAAUCACUUCUGAAAUAAAAGUUAUAAAACCCUUUAUGGUCAGGACCGCGCUAAAGAUAAUACUGGAUGCUAGAUUCUACUAGUGUCAAAAACCAAUAAAGGCCACUUUUUAUAACGCCAGAUACUAACACAGGACUAGCUGACUGAGGCAGGUACAAGUUGUGCCUCUUUAGCAAUGAAGAGUUGCUGAACAGCUGAUUUAGCAGCUUUGCAUCACUGCAAGCAAAUUAAUUUACUUCAGCUAGACAAUUAAGGAAAAGGCUUCAAAGUGGCUUCGGGAAGUUAAGACUAUGUCCUUCUCUUUUUGCUCAAUUACUUGUGGGAAACUUGUGAUUUUUCUGACACUCAACCACAGCAGGAAAAGGAACUAAAUGCAGCAAAAAUUCAGGCCCCUAUUUGGCUAGUUUCCCUGAAAAUAAACACACCGUCAUAAAUAAAUUAGUCUAGUUUUGUGGCUGCAGUCUCUACCCUACACGAGUUAAAAUUAUAAGGGCUGAAAUCUAAGUCCAUACUUACCAUGACCUUUCCCUACUCUGCAUUUUCUAAUUUGCUUUUAGUAAUGGCACUCAGAAAAAGACCACACAGCACAACCUUCCGGCGUAUUUCAGUCAUUCAUCCAACAGACAGAUGUCUACAGAAGCUAAAAAUAAAAAACACCCCAAA
Molecule: messenger RNA, 7196 nt
Organism: Chroicocephalus ridibundus (black-headed gull)
Lineage: Eukaryota; Metazoa; Chordata; Aves; Charadriiformes; Laridae
Gene: NAIP
Product: NLR family apoptosis inhibitory protein
Exons: 15
Coding region: 1972-6204 (1410 amino acids)
Biological process (GO): inflammatory response; pyroptotic inflammatory response; detection of bacterium
Cellular component (GO): IPAF inflammasome complex
Molecular function (GO): cysteine-type endopeptidase inhibitor activity involved in apoptotic process; ATP binding
Source: RefSeq, a predicted model, not a curated record